AUAGAGACUUGGCAAUUUCUACUGUUGGAACAUGUAACAUAAUCGUUGAUUUAGGAGGUGGAACAGCGGAUAUAACAGUUCACAAACAGACAUCAAAUGAUACUCUUGUAGAAAUACAUAAACCAACUGGAGGGCCAUGGGGCGGGGUAGAAGUAGACAAAAAAUUCAUUGAAUUGAUGAAAAGUUUCUUUGGUUCAUCUCAUUGGAAAGAGUUCGAAGAAAACGAGUUAGAAGAUGUGUUGUCCUUGAAAAGAGACUUUGAAACACAAAAAAGAAUUAUCAAGUUAGACACUUGCAAUAAUAUUGUCAUUAAAAUCCCAAGAAGUCUUGAAGACAACUACGAACCAAAAAGCGAUACUUCUGACAACUUGUUCGGUAACAAAAUUGUACUGAAUAGAGGCAAGUUACGAAUUGAUGUUUCACUUUUGAAGAAAUGUUUUGCAGAUCCGGUAGGUAAGGUCAUUGGCAAUGUGAAGAAAAUUUUACCAAAGAAAUCUACGAGAAACGUCAGCAGAAUAAUACUGGUAGGUGGUUUUUCUGAAAGCCUUUACGUACAAGGUAUCUUCGAGGCACAUUUUGCAGACAAAUUAAUUUUCAUCCCUCCGGAAUGUGGUCUUGCUGUCUUGAAAGGAGCUGUUCUUUUCGGGCAAAAUCCAUCGAUAGUUACUGCGCGAAUCGCACGUUUUACAUACGGUCUUGAAAUUGCUGUUCCAUUUGAUCCUAAAAUACACCCAUCGGACAAACGAAGGAAUUCACAUGCUGGACCAGUUUGCAUCGAUUCAUUUUGGAAGGCAGUUGAGAAAGGAGAAGUGAUAAAGGAUGGACAUGAAGUGUCAAGAGUGGGGAAGGCAGCAUUUAAUAAUCAAUGUCGAGGUGAAUUGAAAAUUUUUAAAUCGAAAAGUCGUAACCCAAUGUUCACUACAGAUCAUGGUUGUGAAUGUAUUGGAAUAUUUGUAAUUCCGAUGAAUCGUAGAUUAAAAGCUGAGGACAGCAAUGUGUCUGAAGUUUUCAUAUUUGGUAGCACAGAAUUGAGAGUAAGGGCAAAACAAAGAACUUUUAGGGAUACACACGAAAUAUACAUUCACAUGUAACUGUUCAUAUAACACUAUGACGGUAUGCCUCAUGUAUAAACAUGUUUAUUAAGUACUAGGUCAAUAGUCGAACAGUUGAAUUGGUCAAGCAAAUUCACAUAUUUUAUACCUAUAGGUUAUUUGUGACUUAUUGUGGACGGGAGGGUUGGUCUCUGUCCGCCUUCUGCACAACUGGUAACCGAGAAUCAACCUCGUCAGCGUAUUUUUGCACAAAAGUCCGGUCAGUUCUAAAUAUGGGAUAUGUUAUAGAUUUGGCCGGGGAUUGAGCUCACGAAUUGUACGUUAACCGGUUAAGUUGAUGUUUUGAUUGGCCAACAAUAGGAUGCAUGAUCAAUUAACCCCUUUGACUUGCAUAAUUUACUGACCACUAUAAAACACGAACGCCUCCCAUGUGCGCACUCCACUAUUGCCAAUUUAGCGCCAGGGCGACUUUGAUAUUAUUUGACUUAUUCCUUUAAGCUACGAACUUUUCUGAUUCAAAUUUUACUUAAAGGAGAGCUAUUUUGUAUUAUAUCCAUUUAUUUGUAAUCGUGGAAUUAGGGAACUUUAUUUAACCAAGAAUUAAAACUAUUUUUAACUGAUUUGAAUAAGUGUCUCUAUCGAACUUGAGCUGGUGUAACAAAUUACACUAGACAAAACGCGAAUAACAAUACGUGUCGUGCUAUCUAAUAAAAAAAUAUGAUAAUCAAGAACAACAAGGAAAGGCGGCAUUCAAUGAACGCAACCCCCACCCGACCAAGUAACAAGAGCCAGUGGCAAGGAGCCAAGGAGGACCCCAAACAGAAACAGGACAGGGUACAAGACAGAGCAUGGGCAGGCUAACCACUAUAAUCAUACAUAAGAAUAAAUAAUUAGUAACUGACAUUUGCUAAUGUAUUUUCAUAUCCGUGCUAGAGAAUUUGUCUGCUCAUCUGUUACAUUAUGACGGUUAAAAUUGAAUUGUCUUUCAAAAUUUCACUAAGAAUCUUUCUGUUAUUAUAUUUGUGUGAUAUUCAAAAACCGUUUUCCUCCUCGAACAGUGAUGGAGCCUUUAUACGAAGAUAACACCUUAAGCAGGAAACACGUCGUUUAUUUUUUAUCAUUGUUUGAAGUUGUACAUUUAAAUUCAUAGUACAUGUAGUAUUACUGUUUAAAAUUGUAUCGUUAUUAUUUUUUAUCAUUAUUUGUUUGUCUGAUUUUAUAUCGGCCCAUUGGUAGUUAAUGGAUAUUUUAUCAUAUAUUAAAAAAAAUCUAAAUUUGUAUAUACAAUGUUAUAUCUUCCUUUUGUGGUAUCUU
This is a messenger RNA of Ruditapes philippinarum (Manila clam), 2366 nucleotides long. Its product is annotated as heat shock 70 kDa protein 12A-like. The transcript is spliced from 2 exons. The coding region runs from base 177 to 1091 and encodes 304 amino acids. NCBI's taxonomy places the organism in Eukaryota, Metazoa, Mollusca, Bivalvia, Venerida, Veneridae. The record is from RefSeq and is a predicted model, not a curated record.